CAUUCGAUUUGUUGUUUCAAGAUUGUAAUGUCAAAAAUUUCAUUCAUUCAUCGAACAGUCGUAGCGUAGAGUUGACGUUGCCCAUCUUUUAAAAUAAGAAAAAAGCUUUAUUAUUUUGUUUACUUGCUAAUUUUAGAAGUUAUUAAAACUUCACGAAUAUCUGUUUUAAGAAACGCAAAACAUCACAAGUUGAUAAUCACCACAUGGCUUAAAAUUUAAUAAACAAAUGCGCAGGAGUUGACGUCUUUGAAGUUUGAUCGUUGUUUAUUUUUCAAGCAUUCUUUGAUUGUUUCAUUAAAUCUUGCCAUGUGGAGAAGGUCUUAUUUAAUCGUCGCGCUGAUUUGUGUGGUGCCAAUAGCAUACGCAUGCAAUGAAGCUAUAUGUGCAAGCGUAGUAUCAAAAUGCAUGUUGACCCAAUCAUGCAAAUGCGAUUUGAAGGACUGCUCAUGCUGCAAAGAUUGCUUCAGUUGCCUCAGCUCCUUGUACAGCGAGUGCUGUAGUUGCGUCGAUAUGUGUCCCAAACCAAAUGACACGCAGACAGAACUAUCAAAAACUUCCUAUGUUGAGGAGCUUGGUGAUGGAGUACCAGGCCUCUUUGCUGCUCUAACAAGUGAUCCAGAUGCUCAACAACGCUGGCUCUCUAUGACAUAUCCAGUGGACAUCGACCUAUCAGCCUACAGACCUGUACCAGAGAAACAAGUUGUUUAUCAUUUACAGAGCGUGGAACAAGAUUCGGAGCCGGUGAACACAGACAUGGUGACUUUCAACUGCACCGUCGCGUACAUGUCCCAGUGCAUGUCGUGCGACAAAUGCCGGGCCUCGUGUCGGUCCAUGGGCGCCAACAGCAUUAGGUGGUUCCAUGACGGAUGCUGCGAAUGCGUCGGCGACAAGUGCUUGUAUUACGGCAUCAACGAGAGUCGGUGUCUUGCCUGCCCGGGUGGGAAGGAAACUUCGAUUAAUGCUAUCGAUGAAGAACUCACGUAUGACGACUUGGACUACGGAGAAGACGUUGACGCGCAAUCUAUUUAAAACAAAUAUUCGGUAUUCACAACUUUAAAUACAUACACUCGUAUAUUAUUAUGUACAUUGGACUUUUGGCGGGAACGCGAAGAGCGAAAUUGUGUAAAUUGUUUUCUUUUUUAAAUUAGUGUUUCUUCACGUUUCAAUGUGUAAUAACGGUGGUUUAUUAACUGUUUAGCAUCUGUGAAAGUACACAAAUAAACAAAGCCAUUUGGACGUAGCUUCUCGGAUUCUUCCAAAAGGUCAAAGGAAAAUGUCUGUAAAUAAUCACCGUUUUACUAAGAUUUUAUUUAAUGCUAUCUCGUCUCGAUUCAUUUAAUUUCAUCCCAAUUGAAGAGUCUUAAAUUGAUCAACUUCAUCUCGUUUCGCAUAACAAGAAGUUAUAAUAGAAGCUUCUUGUUAUAAUAGAAUAUAAGAGGAAAAUAUUAGACUUGGCUUAAAGGACUCGUUACCAGGCCAUAAGAAUCUCCAAAAAAAACGUGUAUUUUCAGAAAUCUUUGUACUGUCCGAUCAAUUGUUGAAGUAUUGCCAUAAGUGAAGUCACAUAUUUUUUUUGCUGCUAAAUAUUAAAUAGAUCUGAAAUGAUAAUGCGAGUAUUCGAAAAUACCAGAGGAGGUAUGUUUAAAAUUGAAGACUACUCAUUCUAAUGAAAGAUUUAGCAUUUUAAGUUUAGUGCACAAUGUUAUAAGGGUUAUAAUUAUGCGAACAGAAAAAAAAAUAGCUGACAUAAAUUGAAUUCUUGGUUAGCGAAAAUAAGGUAAAUAGUUUAAGUAAGAUAUUCUUAAAAAUGUAUUUAAUUUACUUGCAAUACCUACAGCUUACUAAUGCUCAGAAGCUACGUGAAUUGUUUUUUUAAAACAUGUUUUCAACACAGUUUUCACCAAAACCUUUCAAAAUUUUUACUUGAAUUAAGUUUUUUAUUUUUCGUACAACAAUUGCUAAAUGUAUUUAGUGCCAUGAUAUUGCUUCAGUUUAGCCCAAAUCAAAAUAUAGAUAUUUAAUUUGAUUUCAAAUGUUUACAUUUGACGAAGCUGUCCCUUUGGUCGUAAUAAAUACACGCUAAAUCUUUGAUGCAAACUGUGAAUCUCACUUACGACAUUUUCAAAAUAAGCUUGCUUAUAUAAAAGUUCCGAACAACUAAAUCCGGACCGUUGAUCUACUGAGCAAUAUCAUUCACUCGGUCGAUGAUCUUUUGUCAUUAACCAUCCUCAAAACAGGGAAAUAUACUUGAAAUAAAAUUAUUUAAUUUGAAACGUCUACAAACACGAGAAUAAUUAUAUUGAUUUUAUUCUUAAUUUUCUUAUUAUUGUCUGCAGGGCCGUUUUAUUUUUACCUAAUAAAUAAGAGACUUCAUUUGCGGAAAAUGAGUUUUUUUUUCUGUUUUUAAUACACAUUUAGCUUAACCUGUGUCGUAUGUAGCAAGCGGAGUCUUUCAACGUAGUGAAUUACACCAGUACUCAAGACGUUUGAUUAACUUAUAAUUUUACGUACGUAUCAAGGACCGACGACAAUACGAUAAUUUUAUUACUUUGGCCUAAUACCCUGAGUAGAAGUACUAGAUUUAAAAAAAAUCUACUUGAAUUUACACUUCGGCUUACUAUCAGAGCGUGUUAUUUUAGUUUCUAAACUACGUACUGUAUUCAUAAGACGAUAAAAUACAUUUUACUUUAAGCAAUAUUUAUGUAAUGAUUUUAUUAAUCUAAGUCUUCAUAUCUAACGAUUUAGUUUGUAACCUUUAUUGUUUAUAGAACAAAAGAAAGGAUCAUUGUAUUCGCCUAAUUUCCGUCCUUUAUGAAUGAAUCUCUAUAUUUUUAAUAUUAUAUACACGUCUAUAGGUGUAAGUGCUUUCAAAAUGUAUACAAUUUCUUGUAAUGGAAUCUCAAAGUGCCAAAAGUGUUGCUUGUACAAAAUUUUGCCAUUUAUAAUGUUGCCAGUGUACUGCCAAUGAAAUAUCUCAGUGCAGUCAUAUUUAUUAAAAGUAUUUUUGCUUUAUUUUGUAUUUUUAUGUCUUCACGUUUUGGCUAUAGUCAUUUUAUUAUAAAUACUCAUGUUGAAACUUGACUUGGUCACAAAUUUUCAUAGAGUAAAAAUAUUGAACAAGAAAUGCUAGUUUUGUACUUCUGAUUUAUAAAAGUGCUUUUUCAAGUCACAAAGUUGUAUGCAAUUUUUUUUAAAUAAAUAAAUGAAUAUUUUA
This is a messenger RNA of Bombyx mori (domestic silkworm), 3214 nucleotides long. It is a transcript of the gene cv, whose product is annotated as protein twisted gastrulation. Gene Ontology annotation, biological process: regulation of BMP signaling pathway. NCBI's taxonomy places the organism in Eukaryota, Metazoa, Arthropoda, Insecta, Lepidoptera, Bombycidae. The coding region runs from base 307 to 1029 and encodes 240 amino acids. The transcript has 5 exons. The record is from RefSeq and is a predicted model, not a curated record.